Molecule: messenger RNA, 331 nt
Organism: Prorocentrum cordatum
Lineage: Eukaryota; Dinophyceae; Prorocentrales; Prorocentraceae
Source: the annotation of a GenBank genome assembly
AGGCCAGCCUUCCAGCGCCCUCCGCCACCGCGUACCGCGCGGUGUCGGACCGAAGCCCGGCCUCGUUGCCGAGGCUGGAGGAGAUGCGCCGCACCGUGCAGAGCCUCCUGAACAAAAUAUGCCCAGAGAACGUUGCGACCAUCGCGGAGCAAAUUGGUGAGGUGAGGAUAGAGAACGCCGAUGAAAUGGAGAGCAUAAUCGGCCUGAUUUUCAAGAAGGCGCUUGCUGAGCCUCACUAUUGUGAGACGUACGCGGACCUGGUGUUCACCUUGAGGUCUACGUUCCCGGAGUUUCCUUCGCUCGAUGGCAGCAAGCCGAUAUCCUUCAAGGC